Gaeumannomyces tritici R3-111a-1 is the source of this 1104-nucleotide messenger RNA. RefSeq lists its product as hypothetical. Bases 1 to 1104 code for a protein of 367 amino acids. Lineage: Eukaryota; Fungi; Ascomycota; Sordariomycetes; Magnaporthales; Magnaporthaceae. The transcript is spliced from 5 exons. The record is from RefSeq and is a predicted model, not a curated record.
AUGCCACGCUGGAACCCCCUCAUCCUCAGCCUGGCCGGCCUCCUCCACCAGGCGGGCCAGGCCGCCAGCCAGGACCCCGGCCCCUUCGACCCCUCAAAGGCCGUCAUCCCGCCCAUGCUGCGCUUCCAGUGCUCGCAGCUGGUCGUCGAGCGCCUGGACCCCCUCGUCAACCCGGGCUCCGUGCCGUCCCCGCACCUGCACCAGAUCGUCGGCGGCGACUCCUUCAACGCGUCCAUGGAGCCCGCGGCGCACGACCCCGCCGCCCGGUCCGGCUGCACCUCGUGCACCUUCAGCCAGGACUUUUCAAACUACUGGACCGCCGUGCUGUACUUUCGCGCCCGCAACGGCACCUACAAGCGCGUGCCGCAGGUGCCGAGCGAGGGGCUGAGGGGCGUCGGCGGCAUCACCGUCUACUACAUCCCGCCGCUGGGGCAGAACAAGACGACGGCCUUUAAGCCCGGGUUCCGCAUGCUCGUCGGCGACGUCGGGCUCAGGGGCCCCGCGCCCCAGGGCAAGGUCGACCCCAAGGUGUGCCAUCGGUGCAUGCCCAAGACCGGGGACAGCAACAACCUGAACUGCGCGCCGCCCGACAGCGUGACGCUGCCGAAAAAGUUCUGCGCGGGCGGCAUCAGGAGCGUCAUAACCUUCCCCACGUGCUGGGACGGCGUCAACCUGGACAGCGCGGACCACAAGAGCCACGUCGCGUAUCCGGUCAAGGGGACCAUCAAGGACAUGUACGACUACGACGGGGGCGUCUGUCCCGAUAGCCACCCUGUCAAGGUCCCGCAGGUCAUGUAUGAGGUUAUUUGGGAUACGACACCGUUCAAUGACCCGGACCUGUGGCCCGAAGACAAGUCGCGGCAGCCUUUUGUGUGGAGUAAUGGUGAUGAACACGGGUACUCCCAGCACGGUGACUACGUCUUCGGGUGGAAGGACGACGCCCUCCAGCGCGCCAUGGAUGACCGCUGCUUUGGCGACGUCUGCAAGAGUAUAGAGACGCAAUCUCCCGAAAAGGCGGCCGAGUGUGUCAAGAGCAGGACAGUGAACGAGGACAUUGACGGAUGGCUCACUGAUCUUCCGGGCAUGGCGGGUAUGAAGAAAUGA